Messenger RNA from Oncorhynchus tshawytscha (Chinook salmon), 1589 nucleotides. Its product is annotated as complement C1q tumor necrosis factor-related protein 7. The transcript has 3 exons. The record is from RefSeq and is a predicted model, not a curated record. The coding region runs from base 252 to 1145 and encodes 297 amino acids. NCBI's taxonomy places the organism in Eukaryota, Metazoa, Chordata, Actinopteri, Salmoniformes, Salmonidae. Gene Ontology annotation, molecular function: protein binding.
UGUGGGAGUGAAACAGAGAGGGGAAGGUUUAUAAGACUCUGAAGGGGAGCAGAGAGACAGAGGGAGUCCUAUACAGAUGUUUGAGUACACAGGCGGAGGGUAAGAGAGCGACAGAGAGAUUGAGUGAGACAACUAUGUUAUCCAAGGACAUUCUCCUCAAUUAUCAUCACCAAGGAGACAGGACUGUGACCAGGAAGGAGACCUGAGGAUUGACAUAAAUAUCAUAAUUUGAAGUCGUUCAAGUGGUCAACAUGAGGAGCAGAUCUCAAGCCUGUGAGGUGAAGAUGUGGCUGUUUGUGGCCAUGGCUUUUCUUUGCCAGUGUGUGAUUGGUCAGCAGCUGGAGGCCAAGGUGAAAGGAGCUCCGCCUCGUCUGAUCUGCAGUGUUCUGGGGUUACCAGGGAGACCAGGUAAACCUGGCCCAAACGGGCCUCCAGGGGAAAAUGGGAAUAUGGGAAUCCCAGGAAGAGACGGAAGAGAUGGCAGGAAGGGAGAGAAAGGAGAGAAGGGUGAAGCAGGGGUAAAGGGGAAACUCGGCCCAACGGGUAAACGUGGCGAGCGGGGUGUCCGGGGUCCAGGGGGGAAGAGAGGUCCUGAUGGAGAAUGCGGGGACGGGGGCCGACCAGGGCCACCAGGGCCCCUUGGGAAGAAAGGGGACAAGGGCCAGCGAGGACCACUGGGUACGGCAGGCAUCUGCAGGUGUGGCAGCCUGGUGCCUAAAGCAGCCUUCUCUGUGGGAAUCACCAGCAGUUACCCUGCUGAGAAGGAACCUAUCAAGUUCAACAAGGUCCUCUUCAAUGAGGGAGGCCACUACAACCCAGAGACGGGUAAGUUCAUCUGCGCCUACCCGGGCAUCUACUACUUCUCCUAUGAUAUCACCCUGGCCAACAAGCAUCUGGCCAUCGGGCUGGUGCAGAACGGGCAGUACCGCAUCAAGACAUUUGAUGCCAACACAGGGAACCAUGACGUGGCCUCUGGGUCACUUGUGAUGUUCCUGAACCCAGAAGACGAGGUGUGGCUGGAGAUCUUCUUCAAGGACCAGAAUGGCCUGUUUGCAGAAGCAGGGUGGUCUGACAGCCUGUUCUCUGGAUUCCUGCUCUAUGCAGACACAAACUACCUGGACUCACUAGCAGAGGACUACGCAUAGUGACUUAUAACACUCAAUAAAGGACUGAGAGGGCUGAGUUUGUAGCCUCCCCUUGACAUAUUUACAGUAUCUAUAUUUCUGCAUGUAUUAUUUAUAUACUAUAUAACUAUGUGGGUGUACAUGUAUGCAAGCGUGUGUGUAUGAGCUUGUGUAGUGAGAAACAUACAUUUUUUAAAUGUUUGUUUACAAUGUUCGUUUGGAGAAAAAUGUCUAAGUAUCUCAAAGUGAUAUGUUUCAUUAAUCAAAUUAAUAAUAUGCACUCAGUCGGUAAUGGAUCUACCCUGUACUCUCUUUUCAAAGUAUUGAGUAGUAUUAGAGUUGAAAAAUAUUAGUGUUGAAGGCACAAGUACUAUACAGCCAGUGCGGAGAUAUGAUAUACAGUUGAAGUCAGAAGUUUGCAUACACCUUAGCCAAAUACAUAUAAACUCAGUUUUUUACAAUUCC